AUGAUGAGGCUGGCACUAUCAAUAAUAGUUGCUACAUUGUCUCUAUCGAUUGGUAUCUAUGCAGCUGAUAAAACAUAUGAACCUACUUGGGCUUCUAUAAAUAGUCGUCCUUUACCAACUUGGUAUGAUCAAAGUAAAUUUGGUAUAUUUAUCCAUUGGGGUGUCUACUCUGUUCCCCAUUAUGGUUCUGCUCUCCCAGAGUGGUACUGGUAUAAUUAUAACAACCCAUCAGAAGAUGGUGGUGCAACUCAAAGAUUCCAUAACACUUCUUUUGGUCCAAAUUUCCAAUAUCAAAAAUUCGCUGAAAACUUUAAUGCUUAUAUCUUUGACCCAGAUCAAUGGGCAGAUUUAUUCAAAAAAGCUGGUGCCAAGUAUGUUGUAUUAACAUCAAAACAUCAUGAAGGUUUCUGUUUAUGGCAAAGUCCACAAUCAUGGGGUUGGAAUAGUGUCGACGUGGGUCCAAACAAAGAUUUGGUUGCAAUGGUUACCAACUCUGUUAGAAAGGCUGGUCUUAAAAUGGGUCUCUAUCACUCACUCUAUGAAUGGUACAAUCCAAUAUAUGACGCUGACAAGGCUACCGGUCAACCACCAACUCAAUCCAAAUAUGUCGAUGAAAUCAUGUUACCACAACUCUACGACAUUAUUCAAAAAUAUGAACCAUCUGUUAUUUGGGCUGAUGGUGAUUGGGAACAAUAUUCAGCAUACUGGAAGAGUACUGAAUUUUUGGCAUGGUUGUAUACUAAUAGUACAGUCAAGGAUGAAAUUGUAACCAAUGAUCGUUGGGGUGCUGAAUGUCCAAUGAAGGAUGGUGGAUAUUUUACACCAUACGAUAGAUACAAUCCAGGUAAAUCAAUUGGUCAUAAAUGGGAGAACUGUUAUACCAUUGGUCAAAAUUGGGGUUACAAUGAAAACGAACCAUUCUCUGGAUUCCAAUCGGCCACCGAUAUUAUCUACCAAUUGGUCAGUACUGUCAGUUGUGGUGGUAACUUGUUGCUUGAUGUUGGUCCCACUCCAGACGGUCUGAUUCCAUGGAUCAUGCAAGAAAGAUUACUCCAAAUUGGUGCUUGGAUGGAUGUCAACAAUGCUGCCAUCUAUGAUACUAUUCCAUGGAGAGCUCAAAACGAUACUGCCGAAGAACAAAUCUGGUAUACUACCAAUCCAAACACUUUGGAUGUCUAUUGUAUCUCUUUUGUCUGGCCAACCAAUGGUAUUCUUUCUCUUACCCAGCCACUUGCCUCUUCAUCCACCCAGGUAUUCCUCCUUGGAUGUACUCCAUCAACCGCCUGUAACACUCUAUCCUAUACUGUCAACAAGGCCGGUAGUGGAUUCAGCAUCAAGUUGCCAAGCCUCCCACCAACAGGUUACCCCAAUUAUGCCUAUGUUUUUGUCUUAAAGAAUGUUAAAUAA
Messenger RNA from Cavenderia fasciculata, 1407 nucleotides. RefSeq names its product alpha-fucosidase (gene alfA). Gene Ontology annotation, cellular component: lysosome. The transcript has 4 exons. The record is from RefSeq and is a predicted model, not a curated record. The coding region runs from base 1 to 1407 and encodes 468 amino acids. Gene Ontology annotation, biological process: fucose metabolic process; glycoside catabolic process. Gene Ontology annotation, molecular function: alpha-L-fucosidase activity. Lineage: Eukaryota; Evosea; Eumycetozoa; Acytosteliales; Cavenderiaceae.